UUGACAGCGUGACCGCGAUUGUGACAUUCUUGCUCCCGAGUCUCAACGCGUCGCGACGCGUCAUGUCCAACCCACGCCAACGGACUAUAAUCAAGGCAAGGAUUUCGGCACGUGUCUCUUUACUUAGCUCGAACUUGAAGAGAAUCUAGGUCUUCAGGAAAUACAGUAACUCCCUUGGUCCAGAUUCACUGCAACUGCUCGAGACAAUCUUGACCGAGCACGAAAUUGAGGAUGCAGAAAUCGAAUCUGCUAUUGAAACUAUCGCUAGGGAAUACAACAAGCAAGAUGACGCUCUCAUGAAAGUGUCCCCUGAAGUUCUCCAGCGAGUUUACGAGUCCCUUCAAGACCAAGGUCAACACACAGGUAUAGAGAAAGAGCUGUUGGACCCGGACGCACAUCUCCAUAUCAUCGAUGCGUUUGAUAUGCCAUUGUGGCAUUGGGCUCCAGAGCGAGGGACAUUCGAAAAAGUCACCAAUUCUUUGAGCAUAUCCGGGUCUGCCGAAUCCCGAGUCCUUGCUAUCCGCGAUCGACUGAACAUCAUCAAGCAAUGCGUGCUUCGAAAUGAACAUUUUGCCCCGUCUACUGUGCCGUCACGGGAUCGGGAGCGGCUAGUGACAGCAAGUCUCAAAUCCACGAAACAACUUCUUGGCCGAGCCGGAGACCGAUUCCUUUUGCUUGGUAUGCUUGCGCAUUCAAAAGAAGGAAAACUUUGUAUCGAGGACUCUGAUGGAAGUGUCGAACUGGACUUUUCAAAGCUCGAUGAACCAGGUGAUGGACUGUUUACUGAAGGAGGUUUCGCACUCGUCGAGGGAGAGUAUACGGAAGAUGGGAAUUUGGAGAUCAUUGCUAUCGGACAGCCGCCAUCCAUCUACGGUCACAUCGAUUUCCUCGGAAAAGGCGCUACUUCUUUGCUGGAAGAUAACCAGAUAUCUGUUCGCGUGCGCGAAGAGCUUCCGGACCUCAAUUUCUUUUUCUUGUCCGAUGUUUGGUUAGACCAUCCUAGGACGUUCACGGGCUUGCAAAAGAUGUUGGACAAUUGUGUGGAAAACCACUUUAUACCCAAACUCAUCGUUCUGUGCGAAAAUUUCGAUGCAUUAGCGGAUCUGAUCACAUCUUACCCGUCCAUAUUGCGAUCCACACACUUUGUGCUCGUGCCUGGUCCUUUGGACAUCACCCUGAACGCCAGUCUUCCGAGACGACCACUGCUAUCUAGCGUCGUGGGGCGCUUGAAAUCACGGGUCCCACAUAUACAUUUCGGCACCAAUCCGUGCCGCAUCAAGUUCUUCGACCAGGAGAUCGUCGUGUUCCGGGAGGACUCGAUGGCCCGGAUGCUGCGCAAUAUUGUGGGGGUGAAGCUUGAUGCGCGAAGCGAAGAUCUGAAGCGCUUCCUAGUGCAAACAAUACUGGACCAGGGGCAUCUGUGCCCGCUGACCAUCAAUAUCCAGGGAACGCUUUCAGACUUUGACCAUUCUCUGCGGCUUUAUCCUCUACCAACAGCUGUCGUGCUUGCGGACAAAUACGACCGAUACAAGAUCACUUACACGGGUUGUCACGUCUUUAACCCAGGCAGUUUUGUGGGCCCCCAGUUCGUGUUCUCGACGUACCAGCCAGCAGAGUUGAACUCGGAAGAAUGGUGA
This is a messenger RNA of Mycena citricolor, 1637 nucleotides long. NCBI's taxonomy places the organism in Eukaryota, Fungi, Basidiomycota, Agaricomycetes, Agaricales, Mycenaceae. The record is from the annotation of a GenBank genome assembly.